Molecule: messenger RNA, 1547 nt
Organism: Amphimedon queenslandica
Lineage: Eukaryota; Metazoa; Porifera; Demospongiae; Haplosclerida; Niphatidae
Product: endoribonuclease Dicer-like
Exons: 5
Coding region: 97-1398 (433 amino acids)
Biological process (GO): RNA processing
Molecular function (GO): ribonuclease III activity
Source: RefSeq, a predicted model, not a curated record
CCGUGUCCAGUAUCUAUGCCUUCUGUUAUUACUUAUUAGUCGCAUGUGCUGUAUCUCUGCUGUGAGCCUUUCACCUGUGUUAUCAACCACUCAACGAUGUUCUCCUACAUGUUAUCAAGCCUUGGGAUGCUCUCUCGGAGAUCAAAGCUCAUCAUACACAGCUGUAAAGCUACUUCUGCCAAACAAAUGGACAAUUCACAAAAAGUGUCCAUUGAGUUCAAUAGGUUGGCGUGGUUAGGAGACUCUGUUUUGAGGCUAGCCACUUCAGUAUAUCUUUACAACACAAGACCACACAACAGCAACGGAGAACUUGCAGUAGCUAGAGACAGACUAGUCUCUAAUUAUAUUUUAUCUUACCUUGGAAAGAAGAAAGGUAUCACAUGCACGAUGCAGUCAACUUAUUUUGAGAAAUUAAGGUUGCUACCACCUGGCUAUGAAGCUGCAUCAAAGGAAUUUUAUAAAAUUAUUUCUCUGCAGAAUAUACAAGUAGCUGAUAUCGUUGAGGCACUGAUAGGAGCUCAUACAUUGACUGGUGGUUUGAUUGGAGGAAUAAAUUUAAUGAAAUGGUUGGGAGUAAUGAUCUGUAAUGAUUCUGUGCCUACACUACAUACACAUGUUCCUCACACUCAGUCAAUACUUUUUGCUGAUUCAAGUCAAAUAUUUUCCAGUUAUUUUGGAUCUCCUCCUCCUCCUAGUCUCACUGUGUCAGACAAGGAGAGACACAGCAUCAUGUCAGAAAUGAGCAGCAUUGAAAAAGGAUUACAGUAUACUUUUAAAAACAAGUUGCUCCUUAUAGAUGCAAUGACACAUUCUUCCUAUACAUGUGAUGGAACACUCAAAAGUAGAUUGAAAUUCCUUGGAGAUGCCAUUUUGGAUUAUCUAGUAACUUGUCACGUACAUGUAUUCCAGCAGGAGUUUUCUUCUGUACGUGUGCAUGUACUUAAGUCGGCAAUUUUUCGUGACUCUUGCUUCGCUGAGCUUGCUGUUUCUCUUAAUCUUCAUAAGUGCUUGCGUCACAACUCACCACAGCUUUUAGCAAAUAUGACAUCUUAUAGAGAAAGAUUGGAGGAAAAGAAGAAUGAAGAACUGGGAAUAAAGUUUGAAGAAAUAUCGAUGAAUAGUGAUGAGGUUGGAGCUGAGAGUCUAAAAGGUGAUGAUGACAUGACCCAUCCACCAAAAUCACUUCGGGAAUGUUUUGUGUCAUUAGCUGGUGCAGUGUUUAUUGAUAGUGGAAUGAACCUACAAACUGUAUGGAAGACUUUCUCUCCUCUACUGGAGCCAUUAUUUGAAAAGUUUAAAUGCAAUGUUCCAAUGAUGCCAGUGCUGGAGUUAAAUCAUCAUGACCAUAAUAUGACUGUCAAGAAGAAACAAGUUGCACCGAUACAGAAAUUUAACUGAUAUUCCGAUAACUGAUAUUCUAUUGCCGAUAAAGACCGAUACCAAUAACCGAUCCGAUAUUAAUAACUAAUAUUAAAGUUUAUUAAGUAAUUAUUAAUAAACUUUAAUCAAUAAUACAAUUUAUAUAACCAAAGUUCGUUUUCCUAAAA